Messenger RNA from Acyrthosiphon pisum (pea aphid), 450 nucleotides. Its product is annotated as putative N-acetyltransferase YvbK. The record is from RefSeq and is a predicted model, not a curated record. Gene Ontology annotation, molecular function: acyltransferase activity, transferring groups other than amino-acyl groups. Bases 1 to 450 code for a protein of 149 amino acids. Lineage: Eukaryota; Metazoa; Arthropoda; Insecta; Hemiptera; Aphididae. The transcript has a single exon.
AUGAUAGCUUUAUGUGAGCAGUUAAAUGAUAGGCAUUAUGAAUUAUUAGCUUUAGCAGAUGAAAAUCAACAUGCUGUUAAUGAUUAUGCUACUAGAGGACAAGUAUAUGUUUAUCAACAAGAUCAUCAAGAUAUCGGAAUUGCAGUUGGGUUAUUAACGAGACCCAAUACAUAUGAAUUAGUUAAUUUAGCAGUUGAUCCACAUUUUCAAAAUCAAGGUAUAGGGAAAUUAUUAAUUGACCAUAUGAUUAAUGAAGCGAGAAAUUUACAUUGUCAUACAAUAACUGUAGGAACAGGUAACUCAGGUAUAGGGCAGUUGAAACUUUAUCAACAAGCUGGAUUUAGAAUGAAAUCAAUAGAUAUUGAUUAUUUUGUUAAGUAUUACGAAGAACCUAUCUUUGAGAAUGAUAUACAAUGCAAAGAUAUGGUGAGAUUAGAAAUGGAAUUGUAA